AUGGAACGCACUCCCUCCUGUGAAGAAACUGCUUCAGCCUCUCGAGACGCCGCAACUGAAACUGAAGGCACCGCUCGCACUCAAGACCGAGCCUAUCACUCCCAGGGAUACCCCGGCCCAAACAAACAAAAAAACCACCAAACGGAGCUCCCACUCCUUCCCAAUGAUCCACCCCCAGCCAAGGCCGCAUUCUGCAGAACGGCCUCCAUCGACGAAGUAGAAACAACAACGACACAAGAACUGGAGGUGCUGAGGCGCUUCCAGGCACGGGUGCGUCCGGCUGGCUGGUCGGGGACUGCGAGGUGUCAGAGGAGACUGCACAAAAACAUGGUGGUGGGAUUGGGGUUGGCUCUGGGCGACGAUAGGGCACUGACAACCUUGUUCCUGCUGGUAUACAUUCACCUAGCCUUCACGAGGGCCCCCAUUACCUGCCUGGACCAUGUGCGCGACGACUGGCCGCGUGAGGGUAUCCUGCGUGUCGAAGUUAUACGGAACCCCAGUGAGGACUACACCGUGGAACAAAGCUACGAAAAGGAGGAAAGGCUCCAGCAGCGGCAGCAGGAGUUCCUCGGUGCUCUCGGCUCGGAUAUCGAUAUGUUGUUUGGAGGCGGCGAACCUGUGGUCACCGACAGCGAUGGGACGAUGAGCGUCCUGGGUGGGGGGAGCGAAGGCCACCCUGGAGAGGAGGAGGAGGACGAGAGGAGCCCUAUGGAAGACAGCCGAGAUGGGGAGGAGGCUGCGGACGGAAACGAGGCACAGGUGGACAGCAGAGGGACGGAUUCUGAGGCAGAUUCACUCGGGCAGAAUGAUGCUCUUAGCCCUGGAGAAGACGGUAGCGAGAAGAGAACACCUCUUAUUGUGAACGCUGAUGGAAGUCACAGUGACCCAGGUUUCCCAGGUGUGGCUGACUAUGGCGAAGAGGCCUAUGUGUUGCGCAGUAAUGCCACGGCCCCAGAGAAGCCUCCCGCAGUCAAGGCCGAGGAGAGCGAUGCCCCCCCAGAGGUAGCAGAGGAGCCGAUCGCAGAGGAAGGCAUGGGGGGAGCCUUCACAGGGAACCACAGCCACGAGGAGCCGCCUCUUUCCCUGGAGGAGGACUCGCCGCUGCCCAAGAAAGAGCCCCUGGAGAUGCUGGCCAAGGCUGUGUGGCCGGAGGAUGAGUACAUUGUGGAGUACUCGCUAGAGUACGGGUUCCUGCGGCUGUCCCCUGCUACGCGCCAGAGACUCAACAUCCCAGUUAAGAUCGUCACCCUAGACCCUAUGAAGGAUGCGUGCUUUGGUGACACACUCUCACGCUUCAUCUUGGAUGAGUUCCUUGGCUAUGACGACAUCCUGAUGGGCUCCAUCAAGAGCCUGGCGGAGAAGGAGGAGAACAAGGGAUAUCUGAGGAAUGUAGUUACGGGAGAGCACUACCGCUUCGUUAGCAUGUGGAUGGGGGGAAGCAACUACCUCGCUGCGGCCUUUGUCAUGGUGGUCUUUACCCUGAGUGUGUCAAUGCUGCUGCGUUACUCCCACCACCAGAUCUUCCUCUUCAUCGUUGACCUGCUGCAGAUGCUUGAGCUCAACGUGGCCAUCACCUUCCCUGCCGCCCCCAUGCUCACCGUCAUCCUCGCGCUCGUUGGCAUGGAAGCCAUCAUGUCGGAGUUCUUCAACGACACCUCGACGGCCUUCUACAUCAUCGUGCUGGUGUGGGUGUGCGACCAGUACGAGGCCAUCUGCUGCCACACGCCCAUCACCAGGAGGCACUGGCUGCGCUUCUUCUACCUGUACCACUUCGCCUUCUACGCCUACCAUUAUCGCUUCAACGGACAAUAUUCUUGGCUGGCGCUUAUGACUUCGUGGCUCUUCAUAUUGCACUCCAUGCUCUACUUCUUCCACCACUACGAGCUUCCGGCCAUCCUGCAGCACGCGCAGAUCCAGCAGCUGGGGCGCGUGCACACCGUCAACAUCGUUCUGCGCAACGUCCUCACCAACAACAACAACAACAACAACAACAACGCUGCCGGCGCCAACAACCCCGGCGACGGCGGAAGCGGGGAGAACGCCGCCACCCGCGACGCCGGCGGCCAGGGGCGGAACGGCGCGGCCGCCGCCAACCGGGGCGCGCGGACCGAGGGCGCCGCCGCCCGUCCUAACGCCUCGCCGGUCGUCAACCUCGUGUUCCGCAACAUCACGGGCGCCGUCGCCAACAGGAACGGCAACCCGCCCUUCAGCUUCGUCUUCAGGAACGUCAGGAACAUAGUGCAGAACCUGCACCAGAACACGACUGCGACUGCGGCGGCGGCGGCGGCGGCGGCGGCGGCGGCGGCGGCGGCGGAGGAGACGAGCGCCUCGGCGACGACCACGACCGCCACGCCGUCCUCCUCUCCCUCCCCCUCCGCCGCUGGCGCGUCCACGAGCACCUCCGCGUCGGGGACGGCUCCCCGCGCCGCCGCCCCCUCGCCGGGCACGGGCAUGGGCGGCGCCCCGAGAGUCACAUUCCAGGUGACGACGUCGAGCGGCACCUCCGCCGUGAACGCCUUCUCCCUGUCGUCCCUGCUCUUCCGCAACGCGAGCGCCGCCGCCGCCGCUGCCGCGUCCGCGACCAGCGGCGCCGCGGGAGCCCCGGCCAGCACCCCGCCCGGCGCCGCGGUGGAGGCCCCAGCGGAGGCUCCACCGGUGAGCGCGCCCUCGCGGGGCACCGACAGCAGCAGCGAGCCCAAGGAUGGCGGCGCCGAAGCCGCGUACAGCCCCGUGAUGGUGGAGGGCGCGGGCGGCGGGGCCCGCGUCGGCACCGAGAGCGGCGGGGCGGCGAAGGCAGCGGCGGGCAUCGCGCACGACCCCGCGGAGGCGGCCGGCCCCGCCGCCAUGCUCGCCGGAGCGUAUUGUGAUAACCCCGCGUGGGACGCCUCCCCUGACGGAGUCCCUAUAGGCGGCGCGCCCCCCGGCGGGGCAGCGGGCGGCCCGGGCGGGCCCUGGAGCGAUAGCGCCUCGCCCGCGAGACGCCCGUCGGACGGCGCGAUCCGACGGCGGCGCGCGGGCGCGGAGGACACCGGAUAGGGGCGGCGGAGAUUAUUAAUAUUAAUAGCAGUUUCUUAUUUCCUUUUUUUUUUGAUGUUUUAAGUUUCGAAGAAGAAAAAUAUAUAAACAUACAUAUAGAUAUACCAUAUUUAAGGAAAGAAAAGUAAUUUGCAUAUAUUGGCUUAGGCAUUAUUUAGUUUAUCUUACAUAUUUAAGAUGUAAACUGUUUUGUUACUGUUACAGAUGUUUGAAUGUAAUGGUGUUGGUUUUAUUUUUUCAUAUGCAUUACAUCGUAUUUUUUUUAUUAUGUCUUCGCUCAUUUAUAUUUAUGGAAUGAAUAAAAUAUUUAUAUACUUAUUAAAGUCCCAUGUAGUGAA
Molecule: messenger RNA, 3374 nt
Organism: Penaeus chinensis
Lineage: Eukaryota; Metazoa; Arthropoda; Malacostraca; Decapoda; Penaeidae
Exons: 13
Coding region: 1-3036 (1011 amino acids)
Biological process (GO): positive regulation of ERAD pathway; response to endoplasmic reticulum stress
Cellular component (GO): endoplasmic reticulum
Source: RefSeq, a predicted model, not a curated record